Pistacia vera is the source of this 2246-nucleotide messenger RNA. RefSeq names its product probable methyltransferase PMT19. The record is from RefSeq and is a predicted model, not a curated record. Gene Ontology annotation, cellular component: endosome; trans-Golgi network; cytoplasm. Lineage: Eukaryota; Viridiplantae; Streptophyta; Magnoliopsida; Sapindales; Anacardiaceae. The transcript is spliced from 6 exons. Gene Ontology annotation, molecular function: methyltransferase activity.
ACCUCGUGGCAGAAUAUGAAAAUCUCCCGCUUUUGUAACUCUUGCAAUAAUUUCCCAAAGAAAAGUCAAAAAAGGAACAGCAUAAGCAGAGAAGAGAGUCUAAAGGGCAGAGAGAGAGAGAGAGAGAGACCCUCGUCAGUCGUCACCAAGAUAUUUUUGAAGACCUUUACUCAUACUUUUACGGUUUUACCGUCCCCAGAUUAUCCUCGGAACUGAACUUCUCUUCAAAACAAUGCUUACCUUAUUCACAUGUCCAACACCAUUGGACCUCCAAAAUUUUACAUAACCAAAAGAAGCAAAUCUCCAAAUGGCAGCACUUCUUGUUAAGCUCUUUCUCAUCACCAUUCUUAUUUCUCUUUCCUACUUUCUUGGCUCUUACACACACGUCUUCUCUCACUCUGCAGCUCCCCUUCAAGUUCUACCACAUCCCUCACACUGUUUGCAGCUUAAUUCCACAACCCACCUCCCCAUUUCUCCUCCCCUUCACUUUGAGCCACUCCACACUCUCACUCUUCCUCAACAAUCUUCAAAAAAGCUUCCAUUUUUGUUUAAGUUUUGUCCCAACAGCUUCACCAACUACCUGCCUUGCCAUGACCCUUCACUGGAAAAGAACUUCAGUGUUGAAAGGUUCUUUCACAGAGAGAGGCAUUGCCCUGGAAGGAGAGUGAAGUGUUUGGUACCAAAGCCUGUUGGUUAUAAGAGGCCUUUUGAGUGGCCAAAGAGCAAAGACUAUGCUUGGUUCAGGAAUGUGCCUUUCAAGAAGCUGACUGUGUCCAAGAAAUCUCAGAAUUGGGUUCGAUUAGAAGGUGAUCGUUUGUUUUUUCCUGGUGGUGGCACUUCUUUUCCAAUGGGAGCAAAGGGUUAUGUUGAUUUGAUCAAGAAGGUCGUGCCUUUGAAAUCUGGAAAGCUAAGAACUGCUCUCGAUAUUGGAUGUGGGGUUGCAAGCUUUGGAGCCGCUUUAAUGAAUUAUGACAUCUUGACAAUGUCAAUUGCGCCCAGGGAUAUACAUGAAGCUCAAGUACAGUUUGCCCUGGAAAGGUGACUUCCAGCGAUGCUUGGUAUACUAAGCACCUAUCGACUUCCAUAUCCAUCAAGAUCUUUUGAUAUGGCACAUUGCUCUCGGUGCCUUGUGCCGUGGAGCAGUGAUGAUGGGCUUUACUUGAUGGAGAUAGAUCGAGUUUUACGUCCGGGUGGCUAUUGGGUGUUAUCUGGACCACCUAUCAGUUGGAAGACUAGCUACAAAGGAUGGGAGAGAGAGGCUAAGGACUUGCAGAAUGAGCAGAUCAGUUUGGAAGAUCUUGCUAAGAGAUUGUGCUGGAAAAAAAUUGCUGAGAGAGGACCAAUUGCGGUGUGGCAAAAGCCUACUAAUCAUGUGCACUGCAUCCGGAAAUCAAAGGUUCGGAGAUCAGGACAAUUUUGUGCUACAACUGAUCCUGAUGAUGUUUGGUACAAGAAGAUGGAUCCAUGCAUUACUCCUCUUCCAAAUGUUAAAGAUAUCCACAAUAUAUCUGGAGGUGCUCUUGAGAGUUGGCCUAAAAGGUUGAAUAGGGCUCCACCUCGAAUUAGAAGUGGGAUUAUUAAAGGCCUAACAGUUAAGGCCUUUGAUAAAAAUAACCAGUUAUGGAAAAAGAGAAUUUCCUACUAUGGAAUUAUACUUAAGUCUCUUGCUUCUGGUAAAACUAGAAAUGUAAUGGACAUGAAUGCUGGGUUAGGGGGGUUUGCAGCUGCGCUGGCCAAUUAUCCAGUUUGGGUAAUGAAUGUGGUUCCUUAUGAUGGAAAACAAAAUACACUUGGAGUUUUGUAUGAGCGUGGUCUUAUUGGAACCUACAUGGAUUGGUGUGAGGCCUUUUCAACGUACCCUAGAACUUACGAUUUGAUACAUGCCUAUGGUAUAUUUAGCUUGUAUAUGCACAAGUGUGAUAUUGUUGAUAUUCUUCUCGAGAUGUAUCGAAUUCUUCGCCCGGAAGGAGCUAUAAUAAUAAGAGAUCAUGUGGAUAUGAUAGUGAAGGUGAAAGACAUGACAGAUAGAAUGAGAUUAAAUGGCAAGAUUUUACACAGUGAAAAUGGACCCUUUAAUCCUGAGAAGAUACUGUUGGUUGACAAUGCAGAAUAGGACACUCACCCUUUGUCGCCAUAUACUAGUAGCAGGGUACCAGAAGCAUAGAUAGCUUAUUAGAUUGCAGAUAUUGCUAUUUGAAACUAAAUCUGUGCCUGAUAAUUUUUGUAUAUUAAAAGUUAUAUGUAUA